CCCGUACGACUUCAACUGAAUUACAAAUGUUUCGAUUGUUGAGGAGUGGGUGCAGUGGAAACCACACAUUUUUACCUAUCAGACAGUUAAACAUCACCCAUAAUAGAAUGGACAGUAAGAAGAACAGCGAAAAUAGGUCUAUUCACUCGGACAAUGUCGAGGAAGUUCAUAACGUGCCAAUGGAAGUUAUCAUACGACCAAUCCCUCCUGUACUAGAUGAGCGCAAAGUUCAGAGCCUUAUGGAUACAAUACAGGUAAAAAUGUGUCCUUGUUCUGCCAAGAUCAAACCAUAUGACAGUUCAGAUAAGUGGUGGUGGUAUAAAAACAGACGGCAGUGAAUAUUCUCUUGUUGAUUGGGAAACAUCUGACAGACUAGGCUACUGUAUUAGACUGAUAAACCUCUAGGGGGAAUUACACAUUUUUUCAUGAAUCUUGUUCUGGAGGCAGCUCUGCAGAUUGCCUGACAAUCAGACUGAUACCUCUCAUUCACAGUCUGAGAUUAAUGCCAUUCAUUUGUUUGGGGAAUUAUCUCAAAACAAGCCAGAAUGUUGGUUAAAAUGAUAUUUUAACUUACUUUACCGGUUGUCCGUGUGGUUGGUCCUUUUGCAGGUAUGAAUGUGAGACAAUAUAUCCACAGGAAAGUAUACCAGCGCUUUGAAAAGUUGAUGUAAUUAUACUUUCCUGUGGCUAUAUUGUCUCACAUUCCUACCUGCAAAAGGACCAACCACACGGACAACCAGUAAAGUAAGUUAAAAUAUCAUUUUAUUCAGCAUUCUGGCCUGUAGAAGUUGUGAGAGGAAACCUUCCUGAUCCAAACGCUAAUUUCUGCACGACGUAGAAUUCAAUGCAAUUCAACGUUGGGUCUUCAGGCUACUCUGCAGAGUGGUCACUCUGCCACAGUCAUCAAAUUUGAUUUAAAACCUUAACCACACUGCUAACCCUAAUGCAUAACCCUAACCUUACAUUUUUGUUUUCAUGAAUUUUUACAAUAUAGACCAUUUUGACAAGACUCAUGACAAACGUCAAACAGGUGUAUUUCCCUGUUCUGUGUGAUAAAGAACCUCUGAAAUGGAAUAGAAAAACUCACCUAUUAUUUUUCCUCAUAGGAAUCUACAGACAUCAGCACUGUUCCUCCUAUUGAUAUACUCUGGAUCAAGGGCAGGGAAGGAGGGAAUUACUACUACUCCUUUGGAGGCUGUCACCGGUUUGAGGCAUACAAACGGUUGAAAAUGAACACCAUUCCAGCAAAGAUCUUCAAAUCAAAUGUUGCAGACCUACGCACUUACUUGGGUGCCUCAACCCCAGACCUACAG
This is a messenger RNA of Coregonus sp. 'balchen', 1313 nucleotides long. Lineage: Eukaryota; Metazoa; Chordata; Actinopteri; Salmoniformes; Salmonidae. The record is from the annotation of a GenBank genome assembly.